Molecule: messenger RNA, 693 nt
Organism: Patella vulgata (common limpet)
Lineage: Eukaryota; Metazoa; Mollusca; Gastropoda; Patellidae
Product: acylphosphatase-2
Exons: 4
Coding region: 7-390 (127 amino acids)
Molecular function (GO): acylphosphatase activity
Source: RefSeq, a predicted model, not a curated record
GGUAGAAUGACUAAACGAAUCAAAACAUUAUUUUUAAGUAUUUGGAAUUUUCUUUUAAACCUUCUAAUUUGCUUAUAUCACUGUUUAUCUGAUGUAAUCAUGUCAGGGGGGUUGUUAUCUGUUAAUUAUGAGGUGUUUGGCCAAGUUCAAGGAGUUUUCUUUCGGCAGAAUACAGUUGAUACAGCUAGUGCCCAGGGCUGUGUAGGCUGGGUUAGAAAUACCCAUAAAGGGACUGUGGAAGGUGUAGUACAAGGAAACAGAACACAAAUAGAUUUUAUGAAACACUGGUUAAGUCAUGUUGGAAGUCCUUUUUCAAGAAUCGACAAAUGUAACUUUUCCAACGAAAGAAGCAUUGCCUCUCUUGAAUUCAAGCGUUUUGGUGUUCGAUGAUAUAAUUGAUGCUGAAAAAAAGUUAUGAUAAAUUCCUGUUAUUAGUGAAACUAAAAUUCUUGGACUGCCCUGGAGUGUUUGACUGUUUGUUCAAUGUUGACUAAUACUAAUACAAGUUUUGUUUCGUGCCAUAACUGUUACGUUGAGUAGUUAAUAAGCCUAUGAAAACUGGUGAAAACCUUUAAUUUGAAAAUAAAAGAGAAAAGACAUUAAGGAGAUGAUAGAACUGAACGUGAUAAUUGGAAGAGAGAUAAACAAAGUAUUUUUUGUUCUCAAUAUCAAGAAUUAAGUAAUUGAACAAGA